Molecule: messenger RNA, 318 nt
Organism: Lipotes vexillifer (Yangtze River dolphin)
Lineage: Eukaryota; Metazoa; Chordata; Mammalia; Artiodactyla; Lipotidae
Gene: DEMA1
Product: chromosome unknown C2orf74 homolog
Source: RefSeq, a predicted model, not a curated record
GUACCCACGAAGCCUGGCAUUCUUGUCCAGACGAGUAAAGCAGUGGUGGCCACACCCUUAGGAAAUGGCAAGGAUGUGAAAGAUGAAGAGCACAAAAUAAAAGAGAAGCAAAAGGCUGAGAAUGCUGGAGAAAAUGGUCAAGAGAAUGACUAUUUGCAAAAACCACCCAUACCUGUCACUGGAAGUCCUUCAGUUGUUGAUAACCAUAAAAGACCUUUAAAAGGAGUGACAUUUUCUAGGGAGGUAAUUGUUGUGGACCUUGGAAAGGACAAUCCUAUAGCUCGAAGCUAUACUCGAUUACAUAAAGAGAGAAAAUGA